AUGUCAAAACAAUAUUCGGGACCUAACCCUUCGAAGCUUAUAUUACUUGCCGACCUUCCACAGUUUUCAGAAGGAGAUAAAGUUCGGUUCUUAGGAUGUGUGAUAAGUUAUAACAGAGGCUCUGCUGUUCUUACUUUGGAACACAACUUUCCCAUUGGCAAUGGGAUCAAAGCCUCUGUCAAUGUUCAACUUCUGCUGAAUAGCUUAACCCAACAUGAAACCCGGGUUGGAGAGUGGGUCAAUGUUGUGGGUUAUGUAGCAGACACAGAUGAACCACAAGAUAUCAAAACUCUUAAAUUAGGGACUGAUAUUGCUAUUCAAGCAAUUGCCUUGUGGUCAUCCGGUCCUAUACAACUCGAUGCAUAUGAAAGAAGUCUUAGGCCUUGA
Molecule: messenger RNA, 387 nt
Organism: Botrytis sinoallii
Lineage: Eukaryota; Fungi; Ascomycota; Leotiomycetes; Helotiales; Sclerotiniaceae
Exons: 2
Coding region: 1-387 (128 amino acids)
Biological process (GO): telomere capping
Cellular component (GO): CST complex
Molecular function (GO): single-stranded telomeric DNA binding
Source: RefSeq, a predicted model, not a curated record